This is a messenger RNA of Antechinus flavipes (yellow-footed antechinus), 1930 nucleotides long. It is a transcript of the gene UBE2K, whose product is annotated as ubiquitin conjugating enzyme E2 K. The transcript is spliced from 7 exons. Gene Ontology annotation, cellular component: nucleus. Gene Ontology annotation, molecular function: ubiquitin conjugating enzyme activity; protein binding. The record is from RefSeq and is a predicted model, not a curated record. NCBI's taxonomy places the organism in Eukaryota, Metazoa, Chordata, Mammalia, Dasyuromorphia, Dasyuridae. The coding region runs from base 62 to 664 and encodes 200 amino acids. Gene Ontology annotation, biological process: proteasome-mediated ubiquitin-dependent protein catabolic process; protein polyubiquitination.
CGGCGGCGGCGGUCGUGGCGGCGGCGGAGGCGGAGGGUGCGAAACGGCUGCGGGAGGAGACAUGGCUAACAUUGCGGUGCAGCGAAUCAAGCGAGAGUUCAAGGAGGUGCUGAAGAGCGAGGAGACGAGCAAAAAUCAAAUUAAAGUAGAUCUUGUAGAUGAAAACUUUACAGAAUUAAGAGGAGAAAUAGCGGGACCGCCAGACACACCGUAUGAAGGAGGAAGAUACCAACUAGAGAUAAAAAUACCAGAAACAUAUCCAUUUAAUCCCCCUAAGGUGCGGUUUAUUACUAAAAUUUGGCAUCCUAAUAUUAGUUCUGUCACUGGGGCCAUUUGUUUGGAUAUCCUGAAAGAUCAAUGGGCAGCAGCAAUGACUCUAAGGACAGUAUUGCUCUCAUUGCAAGCAUUAUUGGCAGCUGCAGAACCAGAUGAUCCACAAGAUGCAGUAGUAGCAAAUCAGUACAAACAAAAUCCAGAAAUGUUCAAACAGACAGCUCGACUUUGGGCACAUGUGUAUGCUGGAGCACCAGUUUCUAGUCCAGAAUACACCAAAAAAAUAGAAAACCUAUGUGCUAUGGGCUUUGAUAGGAAUGCAGUAAUAGUGGCCUUGUCUUCAAAAUCAUGGGAUGUAGAGACUGCAACAGAAUUGCUUCUGAGUAACUGAGGCAUAGAGAGAAAAAUGCUGCUGUAGUCCAGUCUGCCCCCUUCUUGAGGAGCAUCACCAUCUGUUAUUUUUAGAAUUCUGCAUAGAUUCUUUUAAAACUGGCAUUCUUGCCUAAUUAUUAUCUAGGCAUGAUUGAAGACUGAAAAAAAACAAACCCUGCUCUGUAAAUAAAGCUAAUUAAACGUCUGUGUAAAUUUAAAAAGGGGAAAUACUUUAAUUUUUUUUUCUUACUAAAUAGUGUAAAAAUUCUUUGAGCUCAGCUAAGACUACGGGAAAACAAAACAUGCUACUUUAGCAUUUAGCAGUGUGACCAAGACUAGCAAGAGUUUGCAUCAGGAUUUUGUUGAAUAAUUAUUUAAGUAAUAUUUUGAACGUGUUAAGGCCAUCCAAAUUGUUGAUGUCAUUCUUCACAGCUACCUUAAUGUUUUUAACAUUGAUUUUCUGUGCCUGUGAAUUUACUUGCAUGCCUGUAUUUUGCUAGACCUCUUAGAACCUGGUAGCUGGAGAGAGCACCAUUUUAAAUAUUUGCGUGCUUAGAAAACUUAAAGACCAAAAAAAAAAAUUGGUUGAAAAUGGUGACCUAUUCAGAACCUUUUCUAUCCCUGUCAUUGGAUCGGGGCACCACAUUUACUUUCUCUUCAAUUUACAUAGCUAAAUUCUCAUGGUAAAUUAAUUUUUUCUUUGUUUUUCUGGUUGAGAAUGUGCCAUUUUUAAUAGCUUAUGUUCCAUCUUCAUAUGACAAUAUUUUGUCAUUAUACUUCAUGCAGUCUUGGAACCUUCAUGCAUAAGAGGUGGUGCAAAAAUGGGGCUAUUGGAUUUUAUUUUUUCUAAGACCAGUACAUUCUUAUGUUGUGGUUUUCCUGUAAUUAGAGGAAGAACAUAACUUAAUUUUCACUGUUUGGACACACUUUUUAAAAACUGUCUGCUGCCUCAGUAGUUGAAGAUUUUUUUUUUUUUUUUGAGUACUUGUUUUAAUGCAAUCAACAAUUUGCAACAGUUUUCUAUUAUUUGGGGCUUUAUUGUAAGGAUUGCUUAUCAGGUACUUAAAAUUUCACUUUUGCUUACAUUUCCCCAUUGUUGCCACAUGGAAGCUGUUAAUGUUUUCUUGUACAUACUUAAAAUGCACAUAAAAAGAAAUGGAAGUGUGUUAAAAACCUAGCUUUCUUUAUGAUGUUUCUGACAAGAAUUGAAAAAUCUUACUUUCUUGUGUACAUACACUCAGACUUUCUAUUCGUAUUAAAAUGACAUUACAUCCUCAAUUCAAAA